Molecule: messenger RNA, 2116 nt
Organism: Diprion similis
Lineage: Eukaryota; Metazoa; Arthropoda; Insecta; Hymenoptera; Diprionidae
Product: putative sodium-dependent multivitamin transporter
Exons: 7
Coding region: 307-2064 (585 amino acids)
Biological process (GO): transmembrane transport; sodium ion transport
Cellular component (GO): membrane
Molecular function (GO): symporter activity
Source: RefSeq, a predicted model, not a curated record
UCGCCAGUGGAUCAUUUGCGGAUGCACAGGUUGUGCUACGAAUUGAGUAUAUAAACGUCUCUACAUGUCUAUUAUAUAUUCCGACAAGUGACCUGAUUCAUAACUUAGUAUCACUCGAUACCCUCUAAUCCCACGUGGUUUCUAAACUCUACUUGACUUCAGAUAAAAGAGGGGAAAAAAAUAUUAGAAGCAGCAACUGAUACAGCAGUCACGUCAGUAUCGCUCUGAUAGCAGUUCAUCGCCAGUAACAGACCAGCACAUAAUGCUGGAAGGCAGUUGACGUACCGAAAGUUCAGUUUCACAGAAAUGUCCAGUACCGAGGACAUUGCCACCCUAGGAUGGGCCGACUACGUGGUCAUUGGCGUCAUGCUGGCGAUCAGCGCGAGCAUCGGAAUUUACUACAGAUUUACAGGCGGACGACAAAAAACUACGGAGGAAUAUUUCUCGGCGGAUCGAUCGAUGAGCAUCGCUCCACUCUCUCUGGCUCUGAUGGUGUCUUUUAUGUCAGCAAUAACGUUGCUAGGAACCAGUUCUGAAAACUACAUGUACGGCACGCAGAUUAUUGCACUUUACGUAGGAUACUCACUGGGCACCCCAGCGUCGCUCUAUCUUUACCUUCCGGUCUUCUUCAAGCUGCAGACAAUGAGCGCUUACGAGUACCUGGAGAUGAGGUUCGGCGUCGCUGCAAGACUCCUUGCCAGCAUUGCAAACUCUCUACAGCUGCUCCUUUACACCGGUGUCGUUCUCUACGCUCCGGCUCUGGCCUUAGAAGCAACGACCAGAGUUCCGGGUGACAUCAGUGUCCUCCUCAUCGGUAUCAUCUGUACCUUCUACUCGACGGUCGGAGGCAUCAAAGCGGUUCUGAUCACCGACGUGUUUCAGGGUAUUUUGAUGUUCGUCGCUGUAACAAUGAUCAUCAUAUUCGGCGCGAUAAACGUGGAAGGUGGUAUCGCUGGGAUCUGGCAGAAGGCUCUCGACGGUGACCGUAUAGAGAUAGACAACAUUUCCCCGGACCCAACGAUGCGGCACACCUGGUGGAGCUUGACCAUCGGAGGUUUCUGCACUUUCUUGACUCUAUACGGAGUAAACCAGGUUCAAGUUCAACGGCUGUUGACCGUCAAGACUCUGAGCGCGGCAAAAAUGGCCAUGUGGGGUAACUGGCCGUUCCUUACCCUCUUGGGAGUGCUGACGUCCUUCUCGGGUCUCGCGAUGUAUGCCUACUUUGCCGACUGCGACCCUCUUACCGCGGGGCAGAUUUCCGCAAGCGACAUGCUGAUGCCCUACUUUGUGAUGAAGACGAUGGGCCACAUCCCCGGACUGGCUGGUCUCUUCGUUGCCGGAAUAUUCAGCGCUGGUCUUAGCACCGUAUCUGCGAUGUUGAACUCCCUGGCUGCGGUUGCCCUGGAGGACUACGUCAAGCCGACGUACGCAAAGCUGGGCUACCAGUUUCCGGAGAAACAUGGAACCCUGGUGGGGAAGAUAUUCGCGGUUGUCAUCGGUCUUAUGUGCCUCGCGGUGGCCUAUCUUGCCAAAAAUAUGGGAAGCUUGAUCCAGGCGUCGCUCAGCAUUACUGGGGCAAUCGGUGGCCCGUUGCUGGGCAUUUUCACGCUCGGAAUGUUCUUCGAGUCUGCGGAAGAGAUAGGGUCUAUUGUCGGGACUUCACUUAGCCUGGCUUUGAUGUGCUGGACCGCCUUUGGCCAGCCCAGACCUUCCAAAGUCGCAUUGCCACUGUCCACUAGCGGCUGCAGCGCGAAUGUGACGACGGCGAGUUUGUCGACCGUGAGACAAAUGGCCGUCGGAGAUUCGUCUUCCUUUUAUCUCUACCGGAUUUCGUACAUGUGGUAUUCGCCGUUGGGACUCAUAGUGUCUGUCGUUGUGGGCCUAGCAGUGAGCAGCUUGGUAAAUCUAGUCAGGAAGAAACCUUUGCCGGAGCUGAAUCCAGACCUCUUCACGCCUCUGGUGGCCAGAAGAAUAAGACGGAGGCGCGUCGACGUGACCAAAACAACAAACAGUCAAAUAUUCACGCUACAGAUGCAAAAAUCUGAGCCAAUUCACGUAGACUAAUUAACACAAAUUUUAAAAUUGUACGUAUGAUUGAAAAAUAUUUGAAGAAACU